AUGUCGACUCAAGAUUUUGUUGGAAGAUGGAAACUCGUCGAAUCCGAAAACUUCGAAGAAUACAUGAAAGAAGUUGGAAUUGGUUUCAUCACCAGAAAAGCGGUGGCCAAUUUGAAACCAAUUUUGGAAAUCAAAGUUGAAGGAGAUGUUUGGCAUUAUAAUCAUUAUUCGACAUUUAAAAACACUUUAAUGUCUUUUAAACUUGGAGAGGUAAGGAAAAGCUACGGUAGUUUGUAGUUUCUGAGUUUUAAGGAAUUCGAAGAGACCACCGGAGAUGGACGAACUCUCAAAUCAUUGGUGAUUUUCGAGAAUGGAAAAUUUGUCCACACUCAAAAGAAGAUCAAGGACUCGGACAAGGAUUCGACAUUCACUCGAUGGAUUGAGAAUGGACAACUCAUUAUCACUCUACAAUCAGGAAGUGUUGUAGCUCGUCGUGUUUUUUUGCGAGAAUAA
Messenger RNA from Caenorhabditis angaria, 453 nucleotides. The record is from the annotation of a GenBank genome assembly. NCBI's taxonomy places the organism in Eukaryota, Metazoa, Nematoda, Chromadorea, Rhabditida, Rhabditidae.